CCGGUUGCCCGGAUGUGGUGACGUGCCAGCCGCUGUCAUGGCGGCGGAGGAUGGGUAUGGUGGCGAGCUCACUCAGCAUGUGGUCGAAUUCGUUGAGAAAGAGUUUGGAGACGAUCCGACAUUAUUAAAGAAACUCCCAAAAAUAAUAGAGGAGCUAGCGCUGAGUAAAAGAAACCUGGAGGAGCAGGUUCUUACUGUUUCAUCAGAAGUACCAAAAAAAAUUGAAAAUGCAUACAAGAAGGCUGAAAACUCCAAAAGACUACUCAGUAGCUUACUUGAGAAAAACUCAGCCUUAGCUAACUUGAUUAGCAAUCAUCUACUAACAGCCCAGCCCUGGAUGGAAGAACUGAAGGUACUGAUUGGUCAGAUUGAGGAGAUUGAACGACACCUUUGGUACUUGAAAUGGAUUUCACAAAUAGAAGAGUUAAGCGAUUGCAUUCAGCAGCACCUCAUGACAAAUAGUGUAUCAGAUGCUGCCAAUACACUGGUUUCCAUGGCAAAACUAGAUAUAAAGCUUAAAGAAUCAUCAUGUACUCAUCUGCUCAACUUCAUAAGAUCCACUGUCAAAUUCUGGCACAAAAUUCUCAAGGACAGACUAACUAAUGAUUUUGAAGAAGUCUUAAAGCAUCUGCAUUGGCCUUUGAUUGGGCCUCCACAGUCCCAGAUUCCUGCAUUGGCAUCAGCUGCUAACUCAACAGAACUCAACAAUAAUCUGGAAAUACUUUUUAUUCAGCUCCUGAAGUUACAGACAUCAGAUGAACUGGUAACUAAACGAAAACAGCUACCAGAGAAGUAUGAAAUUCCUUCUUCCUCACCUAUUGCAAUUCCCGUACAGCUCAUGCUACUACCACUGCAGAAGAGAUUUAAAUACCACUUUACUGGGAACAGACAAACCAAUUUGAUAAACAAGCCAGAGUGGUAUUUGACACAAGUGCUUAUGUGGAUUGGAAAUCAUAUUAAGUUUUUUGAAGAGAAAAUUCAGCCUAUUGUGGAUAAAACAGACUCCUUCUUGGAUGCCAAGCUGGAGUUCUCACGGGGUCUGGUGAUGCUGGUUUUGGAGAAGAUGUCUGCUGAUAUUCCCAAGCUCCUAUAUGAUGAUAACCUGUUUUGUCACAUGGUAGAUGAAAUAUUGUUGUUUGAAAAAGAGCUGCAUAGCGCCUAUGGCUAUCCCAACAACCUCCCAAGCUGUAUGCAUAUCCUUUCAGAAGAGACCUGCUUUCAGAAAUGGUUGACAGUGGAAAGAAAGUUUGCUUUGGAAAAGAUGGACUCUGUCCUGUCUUCAGAAGCUGCUUGGACAUCUCAAUAUAAGGAUAUCGCUGAUGUAGAUGAGAUGAAAGCUCCAGAUUGCGCUGAAACAUUCAUGACACUUCUUCUAGUUAUUACAGACCGGUACAAGAACCUUCCCACUGCUGCUCGAAAACUGCAGUUUUUGGAACUACAGAAGGAGCUGAUUGAUGAUUUCAGGAUUCGUCUGACUCAAGUAAUGAAGGAGGAGACCCGUUCUCCUCUAGGAUCCCGUUACUGUGCCAUUUUGAAUGCUGUAAACUAUAUUGCAGCAGUUUUAGCAGAUUGGGCAGACAAUGUGUUCUUCUUGCAGCUUCAGCAAGCAGCACUUGAGAUUUGUGGAGCGAGCAACACUUUGACUGAAUUACAGCUUGGCCAGCUGGCCUCUCUUGAAAGUUCUGUCUUUGAUAAUAUGAUUGAUUUGCUAGAACGCCUGCGAUAUGAUAUGUUGACGCGACAAGUAGAACAUGUCUUCAGAGAAGUGAAGGACAAAGCAAAAGCUUAUAAGAAAGAGAGGUGGUUGUUUCUGCCAUCUCAGUCAGACCAAGCAGUGAUGUGCUUGUCGAGUUCAGCUUGUCCGAUGUUACUGACUCUGCGAGAUCUAUUGUUGCAGUUGGAACAGGAGCUCUGCCACUCCCUUUUUAAAUCUUUUUGGCAGAUGCUUGCUGAGAAACUUGACUUGUUCAUCUACCAGGAUAUUAUACUGGCAAAUCAUUUCAACGAAGGUGGAUCAGCACAACUGCAGUUUGACAUGACUCGGAAUCUUUUCCCAUUGUUUGCCCAUUAUUGCAAAAGACCAGAAAACUACUUCAAGCAGGUGAAAGAAGCUUGUGUCAUCCUGAAUCUGAACGUGGGAUCGGCGCUGUUAUUACGUGAAGUGCUACAGACUAAUUCGAGCAAUAUGAUUGAUGCAGUUGCCUGUUCUGAAUGGCACACAGCUACUGCAGCUUUGAAUGAAAUUGGAGUUUAUAAACUGGCCCCACAAGAUGUUGAAAUCCUAUUGAAUUUAAGGACAAACUGGCCUAGUACAGGCAAAUAAGUGAUCCAUUGAUUGUCCGGAAUAUCAUUGUUGCACUUAAAAAUUAAUUAUAUAACUGAUGUGACUACAGGUUGUGUUCAGAAGGACCAUGAGAACAGAUGGACACCAUAAGUGGUCACAACGUGGACUUGUAAAUUAAGCUGUGACUAGAAAUGCCAAUCCAGAAUGUUCUGAAUUGUCCUAUUGAAUUAAAAAUUAUUUAAAAUAGUCAUAUGUAUUUUGAAGACUCAACUAAGUAUAUACAUACACACACUCAUACAACAAUUCCUAUGUGCUCUUGAGAAACUCCUGAUGAACACCAUCUUAUACCACUGCAAUCCAUGUGUUUUGGCAAGUCUGGAGUGUUCAGCAAUAGUAAUGCCAUUGAAUGCCAAGGCAAGAAGUUUAAAUUAUAUCUUGCAGAAGAUGCUCAUUGCCAUUUAAGCAGCAAAUAACAUUUAUGCCACAUAUCAGUCCAAGUCUGAAUGUUGUCCUGGUCUUGCUGCUUAUUGACAUAGAUGGAUUUGAGUUACUUAAGAGUUGUGAGGAGUAUUGAAUAAUGUACAAUCAAUCAUUGGUGAACAUCCCGUCUCUGAUUUUAUCAUGAUAGGAAUGUAAACUAUUAUCUUGGACAGGACAUGCAAAAACUCACUGGUAUUGGCCCUGAGAUGAUUUUUUAAAAAUUCAUUUGAGUGUUAGUAACUAGGCCAAUGUUUAAUGCCCACAUCCCUGUCCUCCAAAUGUUACAUGUUGUCAAAUUUUGAACACUUUACAAAAUGACAGAUUGUGUUAAAAGUGAUAUUCCUAUAUUAAGUACAUUCUUAUCACAUAUCAUCUACUGAAGUAUUGACAUCAUGAUAAUUAUGUAAAGGUUAAUACAAUAAAACAUUAUAUCUGCACUACGUUGUAAACUCAAUUACAAUAAACUGCAUUUUUGCAUAAGAA
Molecule: messenger RNA, 3247 nt
Organism: Stegostoma tigrinum
Lineage: Eukaryota; Metazoa; Chordata; Chondrichthyes; Orectolobiformes; Stegostomatidae
Gene: rint1
Product: RAD50 interactor 1
Exons: 13
Coding region: 38-2323 (761 amino acids)
Biological process (GO): endoplasmic reticulum to Golgi vesicle-mediated transport; regulation of ER to Golgi vesicle-mediated transport; retrograde vesicle-mediated transport, Golgi to endoplasmic reticulum
Cellular component (GO): Dsl1/NZR complex
Source: RefSeq, a predicted model, not a curated record